AUGGCACCCGCCUCCGAACUCGACAUCCAAGGCACGCGCAAGACGCAGGACUCGGUCUCGAAUUCCUGGAAUACGGUCUCGAGCUCGCCGACGCUCGCCUUCCACUCGCCCAGCAAUGCUGGCGGGGCACCGUUGACGCGGGUCUCAACCGCCCGGCAGUUGAAGCCGUUCGCCACCGAGGACGUGAAGGUGCUGCUGCUCGAGAAUGUGAACGCGACCGGCGUGAACAUCCUGCGGGGCGCGGGGUAUCAGGUGGAAUGCGUGAAGAAGAGUUUACCGGAAGACGAGUUGAUACAGAAAAUUAAAGACGUCCACGUCAUCGGCAUCCGCUCCAAAACCAAGCUCACCGCCCGCGUCCUCGACGCCGCCCAACACCUCCUCGUCAUCGGCUGCUUCUGCAUCGGCACCAACCAAGUCGACCUCGCGCAUGCGGCCCGCCGCGGCAUCGCAGUGUUCAACUCCCCCUUCAGCAACUCCCGCUCGGUCGCCGAACUGGUGAUCGGCGAGGUAAUCGCGCUAGCGCGGCAGCUGGGCGACCGCAGCACGGAGCUGCACUCGGGGACGUGGAACAAAGUCAGCGCGGGGUGCUGGGAGGUGCGCGGGAAGACGCUGGGGAUCGUGGGGUACGGACACAUCGGCAGCCAGCUGAGCGUGCUCGCGGAGGCGAUGGGGAUGACGGUGAUCUACUACGACGUGGUGAACCUGAUGGCACUGGGGGUGGCGCGGCAGACGGCGACGCUGAAGGACUGCCUAGAGCUGUCGGACUUCGUGACGCUGCAUGUGCCGGAGACGCCGGAGACGACGGGGAUGUUUGGGGAGCAGGAGUUCGGAUGGAUGAAGAAGGGGAGUUACUUGAUCAAUAACGCGCGAGGGAGCGUCGUCGAUAUCCCCGCGCUGAUCAACGCGAUGCGCAGCGGGAAGCUGGCCGGCGCCGCACUGGAUGUCUACCCGAACGAGCCCGGUGGCAAUGGGGAUUAUUUCAACCACGAGCUCAGCGCCUGGGUGGAUGAUCUCCGCAGCCUGAAGAACCUCAUCCUCACGCCGCAUAUCGGCGGCAGCACGGAGGAGGCGCAGAGCGCCAUCGGGACGGAGGUGGGCGAGGCGCUGGCGCGGUACGUCAACGAGGGCAACACGAUCGGCGCGGUGAACAUGCCGGAGGUGAACCUCCGAAGCCUGACGCCGGAUCAGACGGCGACGCUACGGGUCAUCUACAUCCAUCGCAACGUGCCGGGCGUACUGCGAAAGGUCAACGAGGUACUGGGGAACCAUAACGUUGACAAGCAGAUGACGGACAGCCGAGGGGAGGUGGCGUAUCUGAUGGCGGAUAUCAGCGACGUCGAUCAGAAUGAGAUCAAGGAGAUCUGGCACAGCUUGGAGGAGUUGACUUCUUGCAUUCGCACUCGCAUGCUGUAUUAG
This is a messenger RNA of Eremomyces bilateralis CBS 781.70, 1416 nucleotides long. Its product is annotated as D-3-phosphoglycerate dehydrogenase-like protein. The record is from RefSeq and is a predicted model, not a curated record. NCBI's taxonomy places the organism in Eukaryota, Fungi, Ascomycota, Dothideomycetes, Eremomycetales, Eremomycetaceae. Gene Ontology annotation, molecular function: oxidoreductase activity, acting on the CH-OH group of donors, NAD or NADP as acceptor; NAD binding. Bases 1 to 1416 code for a protein of 471 amino acids. The transcript has 4 exons.